Messenger RNA from Amborella trichopoda, 2112 nucleotides. It is a transcript of the gene NADK1, whose product is annotated as NAD kinase 1. NCBI's taxonomy places the organism in Eukaryota, Viridiplantae, Streptophyta, Magnoliopsida, Amborellales, Amborellaceae. Gene Ontology annotation, biological process: NAD+ metabolic process; NADP+ biosynthetic process. Gene Ontology annotation, molecular function: NAD+ kinase activity. The record is from RefSeq and is a predicted model, not a curated record.
UCUAUAUUUAGACUCUCUUCUCCCCGAUCUCUUUUCACUCUCUUUACAUGUCCCGAGCUGCAAUUUUUCUCACUUCAAUUCUCUCUCUUAUUUCCAUUCAGUCACCAACUUCACCGGAAGCUUAAAGAGAGAAAGAGAAGAGAGAGAGAAUUAGAGGUUUGAAUCUUCAUCAUGUCGCCUCGCGAUUCCUUUGCAGAGGCCUCAUCUGGGAAGGAAUCCAGUGUAAGUCGCUCACAACCUCAAGAGAAUGGUGUUGAAAGCGCUCUUCAUUCCAUGGAAUCAGUUCAUGGAUUGGAAGAAAUCCUUCAACAGUCAGUUGUCAAAACAAUUGAUCAGAAUUUGGUCGAGUUUUCUGAGGCACUGAGAAGUGUUGCAAAAGUGCUAAGAUGUGUUGUUGAAGGGAGAGCUUCUGCUCAAGCAGAGGCUGCUGAAUGGAAACGUAAACUUGAAAUAGAGAGAGCGCGGAAUAUGCAUUUAAAGCUAAAAGAAAUGUCUAUUGAAGACACCCCAAUUGAUAAUGGUGAUAAAAGGUUGAGAAAUACUUCCAAUCAAGCUGAGACACGAAAUUCAUCAAACAUGGCAACUGAAAGGUGCUGUGGGAACCAUGGAAUUUGUACACACGAGGUUCUUCGCGAUAGGAAUUCAGAGUCUGAAUCUAGUGCGGUGGCCAAGAUGAUGUGCAGAAAGGCAUCAUUUAAACUUGCUUGGGGUUGCAAGGGUGAGAGAAAUGGUCAGCACAAGCACGAUGUUGUCUCCUUUGAAAGAGGAAACAUCACAACCGCUGAGCGCAGCAGUAAACAGAUUUCAUUGAAAUGGGAAACAGAUCCACAAACUGUAUUUGUUCUCACAAAGCCAAAUUCAACUUCAGUCCGCAUUUUAUGUUCUGAAAUGGUCAGAUGGCUGAAAGAGCACAAAAAAUUAAAUGUUUUUGUGGAACCUCGAGUUAGAAAAGAACUUCUUGCUGAGAGUUCUUAUUUUGAUUUUGUACAGACAUGGGAAGAAGAUGAGGAGAUUUUGCUCCUUCACACGCAAGUUGAUCUUGUUAUAACCCUGGGUGGUGAUGGAACCGUUCUCUGGGCAGCAUCAAUGUUCAAGGGACCAGUUCCUCCUGUUGUAUCAUUUUCAUUGGGGUCACUGGGAUUCAUGACACCAUUCCAAAGCGAAUUUUACAAAGAAUCCCUAGAUGCAAUUUUGAAGGGUCCCAUCAGUAUCACACUACGCCAUCGUCUGAUAUGCCAUGUUAUAAGAGAUGGAGCCAAAGAUGAGCUGGAAACUGAAGAACCCAUGCUAGUUUUGAAUGAAGUUACAAUUGAUCGUGGUAUGUCAUCCUUUCUAACUCAACUGGAAUGUUAUUGUGACAACUCAUUUGUCACAUGCGUGCAAGGAGAUGGGUUGAUUUUAUCAACGACAUCAGGAAGCACGGCUUACUCGCUAGCAGCUGGUGGAUCCAUGGUCCAUCCUCAGGUACCCGGAAUCCUCUUCACCCCAAUUUGCCCUCACUCUUUGUCGUUUAGGCCUCUGAUCUUGCCCGAGUAUGUAACCGUUAGGGUUCAAGUACCUUUCAAUAGCAGGGGACAAGCUUGGGCUUCGUUUGAUGGAAAAGACCGGAAGCAAUUAUCAGCGGGGGAUGCUCUCAUAUGCAGUAUGGCUCCAUGGCCUGUUCCCACUGCUUGCCAAGUAGACUCCACCAAUGACUUUCUUCAUAGUAUCCAUGAAGGCCUUCAUUGGAACCUCAGAAAGACCCAGUCCUUUGAUGGCCCUCAAGAUCUGUGAUUCAGUUCUGACAAUGGUUAUGAAAAUCAGCUAGGAUCUCUCUCUCUCUCUCUCUCUGGUUACAAAUAGAUAGAAAGAAAAAAAGGAAAGGAAAGAGCUAGAGAAGAUUUGACGAAGCUGAAAUGUUAUAAUGUAUACUGUGAAGUUAUUAUUUGACAUCCAUGGAAUGUGGAAUCCAUUUCCUGUGGGCUUUGUAAUAUGCAGUAUCAUAGAAGUAACUUUAUGUUUCUUAAUCUGAUUCAUCCCGAGGGGAGGAGUUAUUGUAUAUUCUAUGAAUCAAUGCUUAGAUGUGUACUUGUUAGUAGAUGCUGAUGUUAAUUGGCAAAAUGUUCAGUCAAA